Molecule: messenger RNA, 2320 nt
Organism: Triticum urartu
Lineage: Eukaryota; Viridiplantae; Streptophyta; Magnoliopsida; Poales; Poaceae
Product: signal recognition particle receptor alpha subunit family protein
Biological process (GO): intracellular protein transport; SRP-dependent cotranslational protein targeting to membrane
Cellular component (GO): signal recognition particle receptor complex; endoplasmic reticulum membrane
Molecular function (GO): GTP binding; ATP hydrolysis activity; GTPase activity
Source: RefSeq, a predicted model, not a curated record
UCCACCUCCUUGGUAGUAUAUAUAUAUCCCACCCGCUGACACACCGCAAAAACUAAUUUCCACUUUUUUCUUUUUUCCGUGCUUUCUUCCCCUCCGCGAGGAAGCAAGGAAGCAAGCAAAUCCAUCGCGAGCCUCCUCAUCCCAAGGCGGCCGGCGGCGAUGUUGGAGGAGCUGCUCAUCUUCACGCGGGGCGGCCUGAUCCUGUGGUCGUCCUGCCGGGCCCUGGGCGGCGCCGCGCUGCUCAAGGGCUCCCCCAUCGACGCGCUCAUCCGCUCCUGCCUGCUCGAGGAGCGCUCGGGCGACGCCGGCUUCACCAAGGACGCCUACGCGCUCAAGUGGACCUUCAACAACGACCUCGGCCUCGUCUUCGUCGCCGUCUACCAGCGCAUGCUCCACCUCCUCUACGUCGACGGCCUGCUCGCCGCCGUCCGCAAGGAGUUCUCCCAGAUCUACAACCCCAAGCGCGUCUCCUAUGACGACCUCUUCACCGAGACCUUCCGGCAGCUGCACCUCGAGGCCGAGGCGCGCGCCGAGGCCAUGAACAAAUCCAAGCAGCAGCCCACCAAUCCCUCCUCCGGCUCCGGCGCCGGCCGUGGUCCUGCCGGCAAGAAGCUCGGCCCCAAUGCUCGCGCUGGGGGCGGUGCUGCUGGGAAGAAGAAUUCUGGCUCUGGGAAGGAUGACUCCGAUGGCGACUCCGGGAAGGAGCACAACGGUGGUUUCACUGCUAACGGUACGGUUGCCAAGGGUGGCCAGGAGAAUGGUGCUAUCAAGGACAGUUCUCGCGCCGCCCGGGCUGUUGUUGUUGACAAUGAUGGCAAGGAGAACGGGGACCCCAACGACGGGGCCUUCGAUGUAAAUACCUUGCGUAAGAAGACAGGAGGAAAGAAGGGCGGUGGUGGCGGUAAGAAGAACGAUGUGAAGAAGGCGGCCAAGACCGAGCCCAAGAAGGUUGUCAAGCAGAUGAGGGUCUGGGAUGACAAACCGCCGAAGAACGAGAAGCUGGACUUCACGGACCCGGCUGACGAGAGAGGGGGGGAGGUGAUAGAGAAGGUGCUUACCAACCAGGGGGACAGCAUGAUGGAUAAGGAUGAAGAUCUGAGCAGCGAUAGUGAGGACGAAGAGGAUGAGGAAGAGGAGAAUGCUGGGGCUGGCCAGAAGAAGAAGGGCUGGUUCUCCUCCAUGUUCAAGAGCAUUGCAGGUAACAAUGUACUUGAGAAGUCUGAUCUGCAACCUGCACUCAAAGCUCUUAAAGAUAGACUGAUGACAAAGAAUGUGGCUGAAGAAAUAGCAGAAAAGCUUUGUGAAUCAGUAGCAGCUAGCCUUGAGGGCAAGAAGCUAGGAUCCUUCACAAGAAUUUCUUCUACUGUUCAGACAGCUAUGGAGGAGGCUCUCCUUCGCAUUUUAACUCCAAGGCGAUCCAUUGACAUAUUAAGGGAUGUACAAGCUGCCAAGGAGCGUGGCAAGCCAUAUGUCGUUGUUUUUGUUGGAGUGAAUGGAGUUGGAAAAUCUACCAAUCUUGCAAAGGUCGCUUAUUGGCUUCUUCAGCAUAACCUCAGUGUCAUGAUGGCAGCAUGUGAUACCUUCAGAUCUGGUGCUGUUGAGCAGCUGCGGACUCAUGCUCGCAGGCUUGAGAUACCUAUAUUUGAGAAGGGAUAUGAGAAGGACCCAGCAGUUGUGGCGAAAGAAGCUAUCCAGGAAGCCACUCGAAACAAAUCAGAUGUUGUUCUUGUUGAUACGGCCGGACGUAUGCAGGACAAUGAGCCACUCAUGAGAGCACUCUCCAAGCUCAUCAAUCUCAACAAGCCAGAUCUGGUUUUAUUUGUGGGAGAGGCAUUAGUUGGGAAUGAUGCAGUUGAUCAGCUCAACAAGUUCAAUCAGAAAUUGGCAGAUCUUUCCACUGUUCCCACAGCCAGACUGAUUGAUGGUAUCCUGCUCACCAAGUUUGACACUAUCGACGACAAGGUGGGAGCUGCGCUGUCCAUGGUUUACAUAUCUGGAUCUCCGGUCAUGUUUGUCGGAUGUGGCCAGUCCUACACUGACCUGAAGAAGCUGAACGUGAAAUCCAUUGUGAAGACCCUCCUGAAGUAAAAUGGUAGUACUAGUACAUGUCGUGCUCCGAGAUGUGCUGCAUACCAAAGAGUCUCUGUUAUAUCUCCAAAUAUCCCCCGUGACCUCGUUGUUUUCUCGUUUGAUUUGGUGUGGAACUGUCGUCCCUAGCGAACUUUAAUGGUUGCUGUUAACUUAUUAUGUUGUGUGGAUCUUUGUGCUUGGUUGCCUCAGAAAUUAAUUAUAAAUACAAUAAUAUGUGGCUUGUUUAAUA